AAUCCAGGAAGUUGACAAAUACGUCACCACAAUUUAUCAGUAUUUUUAUUGUGAUUGUUAAAUGACAUGUACAUAUAAAAAUAUAAACAAAUGUAUGGUCAAAAAACAUCAAGACAAGGACAAGAUGUAAAAAGAAAAAAACUAAACGUUGCUAGAGAGGAAAUGCAUUUAAUGAGCGCAGGCUUUGCCAUAGUAGAUUUCAAAAGUUGCAUCCGGUAGUUGCUUUGGUAACACGCGUAAACAAAUGGCGUCGAACUGAGCAACUAAACCGAAGACAGUACACUAACGUUAAUUCACAAAUUUGUUGGGAAGGCCCAGUAAGUUUGAAUGCUUGGUGGCUGAAUGUUAUAUGUAAAUCAUAUUUUGCGAGGUUGUAUAGAGUAAUAACAACGCACUGCGUAAGUAACUGUUUGGUAGAUACGAUGGACGACGAUCAUUUUUCUACAACACUUGCUUACACGAAAAGUCCAAAAACAUCCAGAAGAACAACUUUCCAGAAUGAGCUAGAGGCAGCGGUGUCUGCUAGAACUAACAGACAUAAACCCAGCUAUUCGUACUCUGAUGACUUUGACGAUGAUGAAGACCAUGAUAAAGAUGACGAUGGCGACAUUCUCAGCAACCUCCUUAAAACACAGAAAGAGAGAAAGGACAGAUUUAGAGCUGGAAGGACAAAAGGCAAGAUCAAUGAUUUUAUGCUUUCGGAUGAUGAAGACGAAAAUGUCAAACCAAAAAAAGUAUCUUUCUUAAAAACUAAAGUGAGCAGUUCACCUGUCCACAUUGAGCAGCAAGACUCAAUGAAAAGUGUAGGUAGCCAUCAUGGUUCUUUCAAUUUCACUCAGUCCAGGAGUACUCCUCAAAGUCCACAAAAUUCUGUCACCACAGAGAAAAAUCAGGAGGCAGAUUCCCCAUUGUCCUCUCAGUCAGACAAUCUUCAACCACAGUCCACUUUACAGAAGGCUGAUCGGUCAGAAUCCAUAAUGAGGAUGAGGAACCAGACUGAAUCUUCUUUGGUGAGGAAGAGCCUGUCAGAAUCCCCUUUGCCAUUUAACUCUGAGAAUAGCCAAUGGAAAUCUUCAGUCCCUCUUCCAUCAGAGGGCUCUCUUUGUGACAGUCCAGUGUCAUUGCUGUCAGAUAAACAGGACAACCAAAGGAUUUCUUUUGGGGAAGAUUGUGAUCUUCCUAUUCCUCACCCCCGGGAAAGAAGUGUCAAAACAAAACUUCCUACAGGUCAGGGUUGUCCUGCUGAAGACAUGUCGCCCAGGCCUUUGCCCAGGCAUAAGGCGGUAAAUUUGUGGGAACGUGGUCCAUUAGAAGAGAAAACACAAGCAGAGACCACUGAUUGCAGUGGUAGAGCCAUGUCUAUAGUGCUCUCCAACACCUCUACCACUAAUGAGAGUGUUCAGGGCUCAGAUGAAGGCUGGGUCAUGUCACAAAAGUCCAAGACGUAUUCCUCUUCAACAACAGAGACCCUAUCUGAGGCUCCAGCUACAGCAGGAAGCGUUGCCUCAGAAGAGAGCAAAGAAGAAAGACAGUCAACAUCCUUUGAGGAAAAGCAUGAGAGUUUCUCUGGCAACUUUGGGAACCACACAUCCACUUCACAUGCUCAAAGGAUCAGAAAAUCCUCAGACAGGAAGUCCAAGAGCUCCUACACAGCAGAGUCUAAAUACCUGGGAACAUUGAAAAUUUUGGAUCAGAGGACGCAGGAGGCCCAACAGAUUCCAGAGGCAGCGGAUUCACUAAGAGCUGCUGUGUACCAAGAAUGGGUAAAAAAGAAAGAAGAAACCAUAAAAAUUAAAAUGAUUGCAAAGAAACAGGAAGAAAAGUUAAAAGAAGAUAAAAAGCAAGAGGACAUGCUGGCAAAAAUUGCAGAUGCUAAAGCCUCUUAUGAGGCCUGGAAAGAGAAAAAAAAGGAUGUCAUCCGAAAGAAAGAAAAAGAAAAACAGGAGGAAGUAAAUCGACAACAAACGGAAAGGGAUAAAAUGCAAGAAAAAAAGGAAAUCGCAAAACAGCAGGUUUUUGAGAAAUGGAAACAGGAGCAUGAUGAAAUCCUUAAAGAAAAGAUAAGGAAAAAGAAACAGACUGAGAAAAGAGAGAAACUACAGCAAGGUCAAGUGAAAGAUGAGAGGAAGAGGGACUGUACCUCUGCUUUCAUGAAAUGGAGUGAACAAAAGAAGUGUGUAAUUCAAGCAAAGGUAAGAGAAGAACGCAAGCAGGAAACAUUUCAAGAAGUGGAAGAACAAUAUGAAAAGGAGGAACGAGAGAAAAUGGCUUUGGAAGUGUAUGACAAAUGGCUGAGAAGAAAAGAGUUUCAACAAAAAAGAGAAAGAAAAGAAAAGAAGAUACAAGCGAUUCUUCAUGAUGAGCCACCUCCACCAUGGAGUCCCCCUAAUAAAACCAUCCCAUUUGGAAAAUAAGCAUUAUUUAUUGGUAAUUGGCCUUAUGUGCAAAUAUAACAUUUGUAUUUGUAUACAUGCCUUUAAAAUAAAUUAGUGCUAUUUGUUAC
Messenger RNA from Misgurnus anguillicaudatus (oriental weatherfish), 2503 nucleotides. RefSeq names its product microtubule-associated protein 9 (gene map9). The record is from RefSeq and is a predicted model, not a curated record. NCBI's taxonomy places the organism in Eukaryota, Metazoa, Chordata, Actinopteri, Cypriniformes, Cobitidae. Gene Ontology annotation, molecular function: microtubule binding. Gene Ontology annotation, biological process: mitotic cytokinesis; regulation of mitotic cytokinesis; mitotic spindle assembly. Gene Ontology annotation, cellular component: astral microtubule.